Oncorhynchus tshawytscha (Chinook salmon) is the source of this 4074-nucleotide messenger RNA. Its product is annotated as dystrobrevin alpha. Bases 219 to 2468 code for a protein of 749 amino acids. NCBI's taxonomy places the organism in Eukaryota, Metazoa, Chordata, Actinopteri, Salmoniformes, Salmonidae. The transcript has 24 exons. Gene Ontology annotation, biological process: synaptic signaling. The record is from RefSeq and is a predicted model, not a curated record. Gene Ontology annotation, cellular component: plasma membrane; synapse. Gene Ontology annotation, molecular function: zinc ion binding.
UUUGAAGUUAAAGAUAGAGGCAGCAGCACAACCUGUGUCCUGACAGUUUCUAAUUUCAGAUAUGUGACUGUAGCUAAGCUAACCCCUUCCAACUGGGGCUGGCUGCUUUUUGUUGUAAUGUUUGCCUGGUAGAGAGGGCUUUAUAUACUCUGUACAGUUGUUAUCAAGAAUGACAAGCCUUUGGAGUAGCACACAGACAGACAAGGAAACAGAGGACCAUGGUACAUUCUGAAGGAAUGAUUGAAGAUCGUGGGAGGAGUGGUGACAUAAUGGCGGAGAGACGACAACUGUUCGCAGAGAUGCGGGCACAAGAGUUGGAUUCCAUAAGAUUGUCCACGUAUAGGACAGCUUGCAAACUCAGAUUCGUUCAGAAGAAAUGCAACCUCCAUUUGGUGGACAUCUGGAAUGUGAUUGAGGCGUUCAGAGAGAACGGCCUGAACACCAUGGACCUCAACACAGAGUUCACUGUGGCUCGCCUGGAAGCAAUACUCUCCACCAUCUUCUACCAGCUCAACAAGCGCAUGCCCACCACCCACCAGAUCAAUGUGGAACAGUCCAUCAGUAUGCUGCUCAACUUCCUGCUGGCUGCCUAUGACCCGGAAAGCCUCGGAAAAAUCUCUGUCUUUGUUGUGAAGAUGGCCCUGGCAACCAUCUGCGGAGGGAAGAUUUUGGAUAAAUUAAGAUAUAUUUUUUCACAGAUAUCAGACCCUGGUGGCAUAAUGGUAUACUCCCAAUUUGACCAGUUUCUGAGGGAGGUUCUCAAAUUACCAAUGACUGUUUUUGAGGCACCUUCCUUUGGCUAUACUGAGCAAGCCACAAGAACUUGCUUUGCACAGCAGAAAAAAGUCUCCCUCAACACAUUCCUGGACACGCUGAUGUCAGACCCUCCUCCUCAGUGUCUGGUGUGGUUACCACUCAUGCAUCGCUUGGCUAAUGUGGAGAAUGUGUUCCACCCGGUCGAGUGCUCUUACUGCCACAGUGAGAGUAUGAUGGGUUUCCGCUACCGCUGCCAGCAAUGUCAUAAUUACCAGCUGUGCCAGGACUGCUUCUGGAGGGGGCAUGCCAGCGGUUCCCAUAGCAACCAGCACCAAAUGAAGGAGUACACGUCAUGGUGCCUCUCCCUGCCCUCCGAAAUCAGACGUAGCAUCUUUUUGGGUUUCUCCCAGAAAUCGCCUGCUAAGAAGUUAUCUAAUGCUCUCAGCAAGUCUCUGAGCUGUGCAUCCAGCAGAGAACCUUUACACCCUAUGUUUCCCGACAUGCCAGAGAAACCUCUGAACCUAGCCCACAUUGUAGACACUUGGCCUCCCAGACCAAUGAACAGCACCAAUGACUUCAUGCUCUCCCACUCCAUGCCCACGUCAGGGAACCCUUACUCCACUAAGAACUUGCCUUAUAAAACCAAGAAUAAUGAAGCUGAGCAGAGAAAACAGUUGGCUAGGGCUGCUCCAGAUCUGUUGAAAGGAAGGGGGUUAAACUACAGUCUCGAUGUGGCCGAUAGACUGGCUGAUGAACAUGUUCUCAUUGGGCUGUAUGUGAAUCUCCUACAACACAACCCCACGUCAUGUUUGCUGGAGAGCAGUAACCACCAGGAUGAAGAGCACAGUCUCAUCGCCCGCUACGCUGCUAGACUGGCCUCUGACGGAGCCGCCGUGCAACAAGCCCAGCAGCAGAGGGUCCCCAACGACAUCUCUUUCACUCUGGAUGCCAACAAGCAGCAGAGGCAGCUUAUUGCCGAGCUGGAGAGCAAAAACAGAGAGAUCUUGCAAGAGAUCCAGCGCCUGCGAGUGCAGCACGAGCAGGCCUCCCAGCCGCCAACGGGCACCGCCCAACAGAACCCCACUCUGCUGGCCGAGCUACGUCUUCUCAGGCAACGCAAAGAUGAGCUGGAGCAGAGGAUGUCUGCUCUGCAGGAGAGUCGCAGGGAACUCAUGGUACAGCUGGAGCAGCUGAUGCUGCUGCUGAAGGAGGAGGAAAGGAAGCAAGCUACUCAAGGGCCUGGCUCCCCCCGCUCAUCCCCCAGCCACGCAGUCAGCCGGCCCAUCCCCAUGCCAACCCAGUCAGAGUCUGCUGGCACCACACCCACUCACACCCCUCAGGACUCACUCAUGGGUGUGGGAGGAGACGUGCAGGAGGCCUUUGCUCAGGGCCCCAGGAGAAACUUGAGAAAUGACCUUCUUGUUGCUGCUGACUCCAUCACCAACACCAUGUCUUCAUUGGUUAAAGAGCUCAAUUCAGAGGCUGGAAGUGAGACAGAGAGCAACAUGGAACUGGUCUCCUCUCCCACUUCUGAUCUUCUAGCACAGAUGACCACUAAACCACGUGUUGGUGGCAGGAACACUGGUGGAGUUGAGGAGGAGUGCUAUGAGAACGACCUGGUUCAGGUGCUGGAGGAUGAGCUGAAGAUGGAGGAACUACUAAAACACAGACAGAAGCAAGAGAAAACCCGCAUGGUGACAUUGCAGCAAUGACCAUGCUGAACCAGUUUUGUGGUAAACAAUAUGCGAAGCAACAAAAGUAGAAAAACACUGGAAGAUGGAUGAGAAGAGAAGGCACUGAGAGGCUUAUGAGGAGAUGAUGGUCCGCGAGCAUGCAUGCUCUCCAAGUCAAGCUGAAGAAGAAGUGACAGGAAGGAAGGAUCAAAGUUAUGACACUGCUAAAUCCAACAAUAGAAUACAUAGUUAUAUUAUGUAAAGAUCUAUUUUUAAAACCAACAGCAUAUUUAAGUGAAUACUGUGAACCGAUAUGGAGAGAUCAUAUAACAACAGAGCUGUCUAUUAUACCACCGGUGCCAUAAAAUCAAGUAACUUUAUUGGGAAGUAUUUGUUGAUUUUUAAUCAUAUUAUGUUUAGGUAAGAGCUGUUGAAGAAUUGUGCAAGUAUAUGUUGUAGGUGUAUGGUGGACAAACCAGGCCGUUGUGUUUCAGUGAGAUUGCUUUUGAAUCCAAAUAUUUACCUGGUGUAUGUGUAAACUGAGGCACAACUGUCUAUAACCUAGAGGUUAGCUAUAGUAUGUCUGACCGCUAUGACCAGGUUGGCCUACCAGUCCAAGGAUUUUUAACUACUGGUGUUGUUUGGCUUUUGUAUGUGUUGUUUGACCUUUUAUCUUUGCUUUUAACCAAUUGAAAGAGUGGCUUGUCAGAGAAUGUAUAUCUUUUGACAUAUCUCAUAUUGUGUGCACUGCCUUAGCUGAUUAGCCUAGCUCACCUUUGGAUGGGGUACAGACAAACCUUCAAUGCAACAUGUAGCUAACAUUGUUUCUGCCACUGUUAAAAUGCAAAUGUUCAUCACUGUCAAAAUCACAUUGUUUAAUUCACCCAUAAAUAUAGUAGUUAAAUAGUACUAGCUAUAUUAGGUAAGAACUUUGUGGCAGAAGGACAAUGUUAUUUAUGUCUUCUGCAUUUUGUGUUUGCCACAUUGCAUAUUUAACUGAAUUCCACCUGGUGUAUUGGGCCUGUAGGUGAUACUAAGCGAAUGAGACCGUAUAGGAAGAACAAGCUGAACUUUUUUUUUAAAUCUGAUGCUGGAAAGUGAUAUUGUCUACUGAGGGAUUUCGUUAACUAAUAGCUAUAUGUUGAUGAAGAGUUAUAGUUGAGUUUAUUUUAUUAAUACCUGCUUAAGAUUUAAAGAUGUGAUGACAGACAUGAAAUUGGAGUAGGAAGUACAAUACCUUAAAGAAGAAAAGAAUGGAAACAUUGUUCACAGCACUUCAGUUUCAAAGGUUUACACUUUGCAAGAACGGAGAACAUUGUUUGUUUCCCAUGUUUCAGAAUCAAUAUCUACUGUAGAUUUUGAAGUUGCUUUGUCAUUUAAAUGUUCUGACCAAAUUAUUUGCAUUUUUCUGCUCACUCACACACAAAUCUCUCUCAAACAUACACUCAAAGACGCUCACAGUCACACUCUUGAUACCUGAGAUCUGUGUGUGUAAACUGUUACCCAGUCACUUUUAAAGAAGUGGUGCAAGCCAAUUUGAAAUCAUAAAUGUGUGAAAUAUAUGUAGUAUGAUUUUCGAGCUAGUUCAUAUCAGUGAUUUUGCAUGUUGGUGAUGAUGCAUAAUAAAGAAUUGACACAACAUGAG